GACAACAAGAAGAAUCAUAAGCCAUACGAGAAAAUCUCUUGCCACCUUUCUAUGCGCUUCCCUCACAUGCAUGUGUGGUUUGUUAUCGUUUCGAGCGUUCCGAUUUGCCAUUCACUCCGAAAGACCACCAAUGAGACGGCCUUCAGGAUUCGGCCUCCCAGGACUGGCCGCCACCAGCAGCCGUCCUUUUCCGUCGACGUCUUUGUUGACCAAACCGAUGGCAACGUCCUAAAGUACAAAGUCAGUGCUGACGGGCAGGAGAUUGUCCGACCUUCGACGCUGGGAAUGGUUCUUGAAGGGAUCCGUCUUGGAGAAAACGUCGAGAUCGAGGCGUUAGACGAGACAGAGGUCAAUGAUGUCAUCGAGACGCGGGGCGGCAAGCACUCCAGAGCAAAAAAUAACUUCGGUGGGCGAAGAAAAAGAACAAGGGGUGCAAACAUUCGUUGUCGUUUGUGCCAUACUGGUGUGGUCAGUCGAAGCUGUAUACAAGAUUCGUCAAGUCGGAUCGGAUUUCAAGGUAUUUCAGUGAAAUUGUGCCAUUUCUGCCAUUUGGGGCUGUGUCUUCUCUGCAAGUGGCAUUUGGACGUCCGCGUCUUUUCUGAUGGAGUCGCAAUCCGCUAUCGGGUCCCUGGAGCUGAGAACGGCACCUUUACCGAAACCAAGGUGUUGGGCGAGCUGACUGAGUUUUCUCUCACGUUAGGCGACGAUGAUGUCACCUGGACCUUCUCACGGCCCAACAAUCCGAAGAGUGAACUUGGGUCUGUAUGAAUACAUCACAUAAGCAACUGCUUACGGAAAGAUUGUUCUGCAGAAAUUACGAGGGUAUAUGGGAGGGAGUGAAGUUUCGGGACCUCCCAACUCGCAACCGGUUCCAUGGAUCCUUAUAUGGGUUGCCGGUCGUCCUGUCCGACGCCACGAAGAAGGCGCCAUUCCCAUAUCGGCUGAUCACAGAUGCAGCCCUCUACUCGUACAGGUAAAGGCAACUUGGUCAGAGGCAGCACCGUUGCCUGCUUCACUCGGGUGGUGUGCUCGAUUUGCAGUGGAAUGAGACUCAGAGCGGGGGAUACUGGAGUUCUGAAGGUCGAUUUGGCGGACAAGAUGUUCAAGAAAGCACUGCCCUUCAAAACACCCUGGCGUGUUUUAAUGCUUGCCGGCUCUCUUAAUGAUCUCGUGAACAGCGAUCUCGUUCCGAAUCUCAAUCCACCGCCGGAUCUGCAGCUUUUCAACGAUACGUCAUACAUCAAAGCAGGAAGGAGUGUGUGGCGUUGGCUUAAGCAUAACACGGGGACGCCAGAAGAGGAGAGGCACUACAUCGACAUGGCACAGCAGCUCGGAUACGAAUAUACAACCAUAGGUUAGCAGCAAGCCUGCGAUAACUGACAUUUCAUAGGAUGAGGUAUACCUAUGGCUUCAGAUGAAGGAUGGGAGAGUCGCAAAGCAGGACAUUCUCUCAUGAGAGAUAUGGCUGUGCAGGCCGUCUAUGAUAAGUUUGGCACCCAUUACUGGAAAGAAGUAGAGAGACUGAUAGAAUACGCUGAGGACAAAGGCCUUAAGGUUAGAGAUGACGAAGAUACGAUACGCAAUGGAUAGACAUGAAGGCAAGCCGUUUGCCCAUUUAGGUCUUUCUAUGGAAGAACCACGGGCAGGUUGCAGACCCUUCGAACGACUAUGAAGACCUGCGGACAUUUCUCGACAAGGUCAAGCACGUCGGAGCAGCUGGCGUUAAAGGCAAGCAGAAAAGCAGACACGGUGUUGGAUUGUCGUAUGGACACUCUCCUGGAUACGUAUGUAGUUGACUUCUUCAAUUCGUAUGUCAACUACACACACACCACGAAGGCUCUGUCACACAAGAACCACACACCAAUUUGACUCUUCAAUUUCUUUGCAGUGAAGCAAUCGACAAAAUAGAACUGCAAGAGAAGAUCCUGAUUGAGGGAGCGAAGAGGCGUCUGAUGAUCAACUUCCAUGGAUGCGCCCAACCGUCAGGUCAGGAGCGUACCUAUCCCAACGCUGUUACGCGAGAAGGCAUUAUGGGACUUGGUGGGUGAAAAAAGAAAGAAUGCUCUGCAUCACAUCAUCUCUAGAAAGAAAGAAUGCUCUGCAUCGCAUCACAAUCAGAAACGAACAGAUUUGGCAGCAAUCCCAAACUGAUGUGAGCCAAAAUACAUACGCACGCGACUCUCUCAAAAGCAAUGAACUCUCUUUCAUUGGACAGGCCUUCCCAUAACGCCGCUCUGCCCUUUACCCGCUUCAUUGUUGGCCCCGCAGACUACACCCCUCUCUCUCUCGAUGAAAAAUACAAAGGACCGACCACCACUGUAAACAUGCGCACACAUGAGGGUGUUAAGGCAUGCUGCACCACUCCUCCAUUGCGCUCUGUUAAUGUCUCCCCAGGCCCAUCAGAUAGCGACUCUCAUCUGCUUCGACUCGUACCUUCAGACCAUUUCUGAGGAUCCACAAGUCAUCAUGGAGUCGCCUUUUGUUGACGUUAUUAAGAAAAUCCCGUCAACGUGGUGAGUGAAAGACACAAUCCCACUUUGGUGUCACUCCGCAUUCUUGGUUCAGGGACGAGACGCGAGUGCUGGAGCCAUCGGCGAUCGGCGAGCUGGCCGUCAUUGUACGUAGGAAAGACGACGAGUGGUUUCUGGGGGUGCUGAGCGGAUCGACAGAGACUCGGGAAGUGAAGAUAUCCCUCGACUUUCUCGAGGACAAGGAGUACACAGCCACCAUCGUCAUGACGAAAUUGCUAGAAUCGGAUGGCCACGAAAACACCGUUAUGGAAGAACAUGAGUGGUUCGCCUCGGCUGAAAUUGAGGUCAAGCUGUGGGGGGAAGACACGAAGGGAGAUGGGUACGUUAUGAUCCUGUCGCCACCCAUUGACGACCGACGACGAACGAUGAGACAAGAGAGCGUGGCUUCGUGGGUGAGCGACGAUCGGUGAUCAGUCUGCGAGCUGCUGUGGUGGGCAGGUCGUCAUAAGUUGAUGUUCUCUGGUUGUGGGAUCGGGGAGAAAAGCGUUGUUUCUUUGCUUUGUAUGGACGUGAUCCCUUCGUCUUCCAUUUCUUGCUUGGGUCUGUGCGCCCACAGUGGCGGAUUCAGUCAAGUACAGUACUGUCCUUGAGGGGAUUGCUUCGCUUAAGUCAAGCACACGGAAGCAGUAACCACAGGAAGGAGCAGUAAUGUUAGUCAAGUAAGGCAAAGCAGAGGGAAUCGCGCAGAAGGGAAAGCAGUAAAGCAAAGCAAAGUGAAGUCCGCUGGGGGGAAAGGUACAAAG
Molecule: messenger RNA, 3274 nt
Organism: Vitrella brassicaformis
Lineage: Eukaryota; Vitrellaceae
Source: the annotation of a GenBank genome assembly